AUGAUAGGAGUAAAUCAUGAUUUUCUAUCUGGGAACUUUUUGGGAUACCCUUUAGAAGAAAACAAUACAAUAUGCUACAAAAAUCUUCGAUUAAAUAAAAAAAAGGAAAAUUUGAAGACGCCAAAUUAUCAUGAAGAUUAUUUAGUCGAAUUAAAUGAGCUAAAAGAAUAUAAAAGAUUAGCAUCCCAAAAAAUAAAAAAAUAUGAAAAUUGUGUAUAUUCAUAUAAAAAUCAAAUAAGGAAUUUAAAGAGCAACACCGGACAAGUAAAGAAUAUAAAUAUACAAUUAAUAGAUGUUUUUAUUAAUGCUAUUUGUGAUAUAAUAGAACACAUAUGUUUGAACAUUCAUAAACCAGUCUUGCAUUCUCUUCCGUUAAUUCACACGAUAUUGACCUCGAUUUCAAUUAGGGAUAAGAAAAUAUACCAAUGUACAAAACUAAUUCACAUAAUAUUAACCAAAUUAAAUAGUGAGCAUGUAGUUAGAGAUAAUGGAUCUGGUAUUAAGGAGGAAGAAAACGGACAAAUGGGAUUAACUUCUCAUAAAUUACAAGAUUUAGAAUGGUUAAGUUCUGAAACAAAUGAUAAAGGAUGGUUAGCUAUUGUUGACAGAUGGGAAUUGUGUAAAAGAGACUUAAAAUGGUUAUGUGUAAAAACAAAUAAUAGAUCAUGGUUAUUAUACCGUCAUUUAUGGGAAAAAAGUUCUAAUGAUUUAAAAUAUAUAGCAGUAUUAUUUGAUGAUAAAAAAUGGUUACAUUUAUGUAAUAUAUGGAAUUCGGUUCCUUUAAGUAUAAAAUUAAAAGCUAUUUCAUUAAAGGAUCCAAGCAUUUGCCAACCUACAUUAAGAGAAAUUAUGUUAAAUGAUGAUGAUGUCUAUAAAAAUAAUACUAUAUCUGCGCUAUCCGAAAUAUUAAAUAUUGCAAAUUUAGAAAAUAAUUACUUAAUAUCUCAAUCAAAUCAUAGAGAAAGUAAUAAUAGUCUAAGAUACAUUGAUCAUACGUAUAAGCAUUUUACGGGAAAAAAAAAUUUGGAAAUAUUUCCUGAAAAAGUUCAAAUAAUGAAAGGAAGUAUAUUGGAGGAGUUAUUAGCAGAUAACAUAAAUGGAAUAGACAGGAUAAAUUGCAAAGAACAUUUUCACAGGAAUAGCGUAACCACAGCUGAAAAACUGAGCGAGAUAAAACAAAUAGAUGAAAGUAACGAUUCUAAAGAAGAAAAAUGUGAUGAAAAAAAGACACAAAAGGAAAACGCUGGUUCCAUAGAAAAAAAAAAUUUUAUAACCCCAUUAAAAGAUGUACCAAAAUCUUUUUUAAAAUCGAAGAACAUUGAAAAAAGUGGCUACAUAAGAAAAAAAAAUUAUGUUCCAUUAAAAUUUAUAGAGAAAUAUAAAAAUAAAAAUCCAAUGGAACAAAAAAUAUCUACAAAAAAAUCGGAAACAAAUGUUGUUUUGAACAAUAAAAAUGAUUUAACCUGUGAAAAUACUAUAGGAAAAAUUACUAAAAUGAAUAAAUCUAAAAGUGGUUUUAAUUCCAAAUUAAUUUUAAAAAAAAGCAGCGAAACAAAUAUUUAUAAGAAUGGAAUAACAGUAAAGGCUGGUGUAGAUAAAGAUGUGAUGAGAAUCGAAAGUUUAGAUAAACAAGAUGUAACCAUAAAUAAAACAAUUGAGGAAACUGGUACUGAAAAAAUAACAGAAGAAAAUAAUAAUAUAAUUUCUGAGAUUGUAAAAAAUAAUAGAAUAAAAAAAAGUGUAAAACCAUUAGGGGAAAAAAUACCCCAAAAAAUUAAUACAGGAUUAAAAGGGGUUAAUAUGAAUAAUGAUAUAUCUUUGAUAGAAAAAAAAAAUGUAAAUUUUUCAAAAUUAGAAAAAAUCGUCAAAAAUCCAAUCUUAUUUUCAGUAAAAAAUUUAACAAAAGUGAAAGAAACAACUUUUGAAAAAAAAAAUAUUUCAUUGAAAAAAGGAAACUUGGAGAAAAACAUAUGUUCAUCGGAGGGGAACUGUUCAGAAAAUUCAGACACAACUAAUAACAAUAUAAAUACACAAGUAUCGAAUACUAGUUUAAGUGAAAAAUGUGGCGAGAAAAAAAGUGAGAAUGAAUUUAAAACUAGCCAAGAAAAAAAAAAAGAAAAUCCGAUGAUAUAUAAAUUAUUAAAAUUAAAAGAACAAAAUGGAAAGAAAUGUUCGAUUACGCUAAAAAAAAAUAGCAAUCAUCAGUCAAAUGAAACAAAUGGAACAAGUAAAGAAAGCAGGGAUUUGAAUGAAAAUGAUAUUCAAAACAAAGCAGUAAAAUAUACGAACAGUGCAGGUAAUUCACAAAGGAUAAAAAGCUCAGAUAGCGUAGGCAGUAUAGGGAGUAUAGACAAUGAUAGAAAAGAAGAUGACAGUUCAGAAGACGAAGUUAAAGUUGAUACUACGUGUAAAAAUGAAGAGACUGCUAAACAAGAUGUCCCCAAUAAUGUAACCAAUUACAUUACAGAUUUAUUCAGUGCAUUCAAUUUUGUGAACACUAAAGUGGUAAGCAAAGCAUCAAAGGAAGUUCAUAAUAUUGAAAAGGAAAAUGGAGAAAAUAAUUUUGACCAUCACUCAGGAGGAGAUAAUAAAACAACUGUCAAGGAAGAAAAUAAAGAAGAUAGUGGAAAGAGUCUUAAAAACUCAUGGACAAGCGAUAAUAGCUCUGAAGAAGAUAGUACAUAUUCAAAGAAAAAUUAUAUAUAUAAUAAAAAGGAAUUUAGUAAAAAAAUAAAAUCUUUUGAAUAUAAAAAGAGUAGUAUAAGUGAAGUAAAAGAUACAGUGCAUUUUAAUGAAGAGAUAAAAAACAGGGAUUGUGUAGAAACAAAAAAAAGUACCAGCGCUGCAUUUGAAAAUAUUCAUAAUGAUAUAAAUAAUGAAGAAAAAUGUGUAAAAGCAAAACGCAAUAUAUCCUUAAGAACCGCAAAAUAUAAUACUGAUUCUAUAAAAGAUAAAUUUCUACGAAAAACUAAAAGGUCUUUUGAUGUGGAACACAAAUUAUAUACAAAUUUGUCAGAGAGUAAAUUAGAAGAUAAUAAUAAAGCAAGUUAUAUAAAUGAACUAGGAAAAAAUAAAAAUUCUAAUAUAUUAUUAACACAUGAAAAAAGAAAUAUAAUAGUUAAAGGUUUAAACAUAAAACGUGAAAAACCAAAACUUCCAUUUUUAGGAAAAAAUAUAAAUAAUAUUGAAAAAAAAAACUAA
Molecule: messenger RNA, 3201 nt
Organism: Plasmodium berghei ANKA
Lineage: Eukaryota; Apicomplexa; Aconoidasida; Haemosporida; Plasmodiidae
Product: conserved Plasmodium protein, unknown function
Exons: 10
Coding region: 1-3201 (1066 amino acids)
Source: RefSeq, a predicted model, not a curated record